AUGUGGUCAUCCCUUAUUCGAUGUUACCGAAAAGACUUGGUCCUCCUCCGGCCAUCUUCCUCAUCUAGCUCAAGCCUUAGAUACCAUUCUCGUAUACCAACAUGCCACCUCGCUCUCGCUCUCAGUCUGCUGGACCUUGAAAUGUCAGGACCAAACAAGCUUCUAGAAGUCAGACUCAUGACGAGGAACACCAAAGAGUCGUCGGCAGGAGCAUCGAAAUCGAGGGAAGGCUCGGUGCUCUCCAAUGACCCAAAGCCUGCACGGAAGAAGCAAAGGACAGCUGUCAAGAGUAAGGUAGACAACAUUCGUGCAGUAGUCGAGAGAAACCCCGACAAUUAUCGGAAGCUCGAGCCCAAGGACGCGUGUUCAACGUGUGGAGACCGAUACGAGUGUCAUAUCUUUGUUCCCGCAACGAGCAGCAAGAUAUCAUGUGUUGGGUGUGGUGGGCAGGCAAGCUGCUCCCUCCAGACAAACGCGACCAGGGGAGUGAUUAUUGGGCUGUCCCACUUUCAAAAGGCGUUGACUGCAUUGGAAGCUUUGGAGAAGGAGUUGGAAGAGGCCAAGGACGAUGACGACGACGGCGACAAGGAUGAGAGGAUGGACACCGACGACUUGCAAAUGAUCACUGAAAUGAUCAAGAAUUACAAGGCUUGGCUGAAGGCAUACACAUCUGAUUGA
Molecule: messenger RNA, 678 nt
Organism: Kockovaella imperatae
Lineage: Eukaryota; Fungi; Basidiomycota; Tremellomycetes; Tremellales; Cuniculitremaceae
Exons: 3
Coding region: 1-678 (225 amino acids)
Source: RefSeq, a predicted model, not a curated record